UCUCUCACUUAACUCCUGAGAAAAGCCUGAAAAUCUCUCUCUCUCUCUCUCUCUCUGUAAAAAUUCAACUGCAAAAAAAUUAGGGUUUUCAAAACCCCACGGAGCUCCACUGAAAAAGGCGCGACGGUUCCUUAUCGUGUACCCAGCCGCACCAGAUUUUCCAGGGUUUGAUUUUCAGCAAAGCUUUCAUGUCUUAUGAAUGGAGAUUACUUCCUUUACCCUCUUCUCCUCCUCCCACACCUUCUUUGUAGCCCUCGCUUUCACUCUCCUCUGCCUCUUCCUCUUCCUCGCCGUCCUCACCGUCCGAUCACGCCCCUCGAAACCCAGGCGCUCCCAAUCGGACGGCGGUUCCUCCGACGACGACGACAAAAACGAGAAGCUCUGCAAUUGCUUCUGUCACUCUAACGGCGCCCUUUCCGAUUACUCGGAACCCGUGGACGCGUCGCACUUGAACGGCGGGACGGAGAAGCAGACGGCCGUUACGGAGAUAGAGACGACGGGCGCGUCGAUGAUGGAGCAGUUGGUUCCGGAGAUUACCACCCACGCGCUCAGCUACCUGGACUAUCCGAGCCUCUGUAGGCUUUCGAUGACCAAUUCGCUGAUGCGUAAGGCCGCCAAUGACGAUAAUGCUUGGAAAGCUCUGUACCAUAAGGACUUUACAUCAGAACAGGAUACUGUAACUCCAGUUAAUGGUUGGAAGGCUUACUAUGCUGCUACGAGAGCAGUUGUGAUGGUCAAUGUUCAAUUCUUCAACUUCAUCAGAGAUAGGUCACUUCCUGAAAUGAGUCGUUUAUGGCUGAAUGCAGAUUAUGUGAAGUGUGUUCAUCCCUCAGGAGAAUUCUUUUCAGGGUAUAGUGCUGUAGUACAGAGUUGGCAACUCGCCUUUAAUUGGGAGCAAGGAGUUAACUUUCAGGUUCGGGAUGUGCGUGCUCGUGUUCUGACUGACAUGGCUUGGGUCACCAUGAAAACCUAUGUUGGUGAUCACCUGGAUACCGGUCCAUUCAGUGUGACUAACAUCUUUGAGUUCCAUAAUGGGCGGUGGUCCAUGGUGCAUCAUCACAGCUCUGUGUUGGAUGAGGUAGAACACCAGAAUGCAUAAUCAAAAGGAAAGAAGGAAUACUCCAAUCAUAUACUUAAUACUAGUUCAAAACUGGUGGUAUUUAUUGCACAAGCAAGUGCUUAAACUUUCACUAUCAUUGCCUCCAAGAUCCUUUUAUUAUUUCAACCUCAGUUUUGGUAUUUUUCUGGUUAAGAGGUUAUCUUUCUUUCUUUAUUUCAA
Messenger RNA from Rosa rugosa (rugosa rose), 1279 nucleotides. Its product is annotated as F-box protein SKIP8-like. The record is from RefSeq and is a predicted model, not a curated record. NCBI's taxonomy places the organism in Eukaryota, Viridiplantae, Streptophyta, Magnoliopsida, Rosales, Rosaceae. Bases 200 to 1099 code for a protein of 299 amino acids. The transcript has 3 exons. Gene Ontology annotation, molecular function: protein binding.